GGGGGUAAUGCAUGCACCUGGUGCAAGGUCAUUUGGAAUACAGACGCCUUUGCUGCUGCACUGCACUUUCUAGUUGAACGCAGUGUUUUUUAUUUUUAUAUUUUAUUUUCUUCUCUCCCCCUUCGUGUACGCCCUCUUCUACGGCUCGCAAUCGCGCAUUUUCCAAUCUCUUUUGAUCUUCAUAUUCCGUCGGUGUCGACAUGAGCAAUGGCUAUUAUCAGUCAUUCUGCGCAUCGUGUAGACAAUGUUUGCGAUGUAGAUUGCGUCGUGGGUGCCGAUGUACCCCCCUCCCGGUCCUAGAUUGGUCCAGAGAUCACACCCGAGAUGGAGCGCUGGAUUUUCGAAAGAAAAAAAUAUCAAGUCAAAAUAACGCACGGGACCUACCUGCCAUCAAACAGCAUUUGGCACGUGAAAAUCCACAGAUAGAUUGGAAUAACAUGGAUGAAUUUGUCGUCAACUUGUGUAUGAACUGUGAUAGGAAAUGGCGAAAAUUCAGAGACGGAUACCUCCAUGAACAUGAUCACAGUGAACCACCUCAACACUCAGCCACCACCGAGAUGAGAUCAACUGAGCCUCCACCGCCUCCGCACAUUCGCCAACUACAUCCUGAACCUACGUCGCUACACUUUGAAUCCGACGAACACAACCGACCCUUGAUAACGAGAUCCAUGGAAUCUUCUCCUGAAGUGACUUACCAGCGAAAAAGACGACGGCGAGACACUGUAAUGUCUGAACAUCAUCAACUCACAAGUUCUAAUUUUGCCCUCAAUCCGACAAGCCAUCGUUUUUUCGAACAAGAACUUCAUUUCCGCCGCACUAUUUUCACACCCGAUCACGCAUUACAACUCGGCCUCGCUAUCAUUGAUCUAGCAAAAUCUCAACCUCAAAACCCAUUGGUAGUUGACAUUACCCUGAAUGGCUAUCAAGUUUUUAGAUUUGCCAUGCAAGGAACAGGUCCCGACGAUGAUGAAUGGAUACGGAGAAAGAGAAAUGUUGUAGACAGAUUUCGUCACUCAAGCGCCUUGGUACAGUCUCAAAUUGAUUAUUUGGGAUCAAACGCGGUUGAGCGAUACCCGAUCCAUGAUCCACGUUACGGGUUCUAUCCAGGGUCGUUCCCUAUCAUAGUGAGCGGAGUUGGAGUAGUAGGUUCUAUUACCGUUGCGGGAUCCAAUUUGCGCGCUGACCACGACGUUAUCAUUGCCGCUCUGCAAAAACUUACCACCGAACAACCACCUCAAAACGAUAAAGCGGGUCCAGAAGGAUUCAGGCAACCGAUCACUUAACAUUGCCCAUACCAUAUCCAUACAACC
This is a messenger RNA of Umbelopsis ramanniana AG, 1310 nucleotides long. RefSeq lists its product as uncharacterized. The record is from RefSeq and is a predicted model, not a curated record. NCBI's taxonomy places the organism in Eukaryota, Fungi, Mucoromycota, Umbelopsidomycetes, Umbelopsidales, Umbelopsidaceae. The transcript is spliced from 3 exons. The coding region runs from base 201 to 1283 and encodes 360 amino acids.